Messenger RNA from Brassica rapa (field mustard), 3212 nucleotides. Its product is annotated as RING-H2 finger protein ATL2-like. Lineage: Eukaryota; Viridiplantae; Streptophyta; Magnoliopsida; Brassicales; Brassicaceae. The record is from RefSeq and is a predicted model, not a curated record.
AUUGGUACUGCGAAUGAUGAACUUCAAAACGUGCUCACCACCAAGACCCGAACUUUCUCGUUGACCAAGCGAAAAAACUUGAGCCUUCACAUGUUCUUCUUCGAGAACCAGAUUGCAAACUUCAACUUUAUACGAAACGUUUUGUCAGCGUUUUGUUCUUCUCUUUAUAAAAAACAUUUUAUGUUACUUUUGUCUUGGCUCUUGUAUAGUUUAUAAAAUAGAUCUAUGUUUUUCAAAGCAUGAUCAAUUUUACAGAUAUUCGAUAGUAUCAAUUUAGUUUAGUAUCAAUUUUACAGAUAUUCGAUAGUAUGAUCAAUCUAUUAUUGAUGAAAACAUGUAAUAAUGUACAUAAUUAACUGUUUUAUAAAUUUGUAUUAUAUUUAUUAAUAUCAGUUAUAUACAUAACUUGUUAAAGUUUCUACACAUACAUGGUAUUGGGUACAUUUGACACACACGGAAUGAGAUUCAUAGUGCUCAAGAAUGAGAUUCAUAGUGCUCAACAUGCAACGACUUUCAAGUAUUGACUCCAACUUUUUACUUCCUUAAUAUCAAGUAUAAUAUAUUUGGUUUUGUCCAUUCACAGCAGGGGCGAAGCCAGGUAUAAAAUUCAAUGGGUCAUAUGAUAAUUAUUAAAACGUAAUGGGUGCACGGAUACCCACAACCACCAAUGUGGCUUCGCCCCUGAUUCACAGGGGUCUCGUUUGUAUAGAAAUAUGACUCUUUUGGUUUCCAGUUUAUCUGUGUACCUUUGUGUGAGUGGACAAAGUCUUAUGAACCACAACGUGGUGAUCGAUUAUUAACGUAAGUUCUGUAUAAUUAGUCUUUUUUAAGAAUCAGAACGUUCUCGACUCUUAGUAUAGAAGCAUUAAUAAAUUUUUAGUCAAACUAGUGGAACAAGAGAACUUACACAUUCCAGUUUCUUUAUAAUGUGGUUUUAAAAAUGCUAGGAAAUCUAUAAUUUAAUCAUACAAAGGAAACUAUAUAUUUAUUUAUUUUUAAAGAAAAGAUAUAUUUUUGGUGAAGAUAAGGAUACAGUUAUUUGGUCAAACAAAAGGCAAUUUUUUAUUUGGAAUUUUGGCAAAUGAGAGUAUUUUUGUAACAUUUUCCCUUGAAUUUGAGGAAAGAAAAAAAUUUAAAAAAGGAAAGGGCAAAUGGUCAAAGAGAAAAUUCUCAUGAGUCAUGGAACCUCUCUUUUUCUCACGAUAGUCUCUAAAAACCAUUUCACCAGUUCACUCUCUCUUUCUCUGAAUCUCUCAUUCGCCAUCAGAAUCAUGUACAGCAACGAGAAUGACCAGUUGGUGACAGUCUUCCUUACAUUCAUCUUCUUGUUCUUCAUGUGUUUCAACAUCUACUAUCUCUACGUUCACUGGUGUCUCCACCGCCCUUCAAUGCUUUUCUUCGCCCCCACCAAUCCUUCUCAUACCGGUCUAGAUCCCGCCAUCGUGAAAUCUCUCCCUGUUUUCACUUUCUCAGACGUGUCUCACAAGGAUCCGAUUGAAUGCCCCGUUUGUCUUUCCGAGUUCGAGGAGGGCGAGUCGGGUCGGGUUUUGCCCGGUUGUAAACACGCUUUUCAUGUUGAAUGUAUUGAUAUGUGGUUUCAUUCUCACUCAACUUGUCCUCUAUGCCGUUCUCUCGUUCACGCAGUGGAGGAGCAAGUCACGGUCAUCGCGAUUUCUCCUGAACAUGUUUCUGCUACUGAACCGGUAUCGAGCUCGGGAUCUGGAUCUUCUGCGAUGCCGUUGGAUGAUUUAAGGAGAGAACCAGCGGCGAUUGAGACCCCUAGGAGGAUUUUCAGCGAGUUCGAAGACGGUUUGACACAGAAUUCGCCGGUGAAUCACUCGCCGAUGAGUCGGAUGUUAUCUUUUACUCGGAUGGUGAGUAGAAAUCGAAGAAGUGCACCGUCUUCUUUUGCCGGAGCUCUGUCUCAAUCGCCGUCGUCAAGCUGCCAGGUAGUGAUGAACGAGUCGGAUAUUGAGCGGGGAGGAGAAGAGAUUAAAAUUGAUUUCCGCCACGUGGGUGUUCCUUAGUGGUCUUGUGUUAUUGAUAUUAACAUCAAGUAUAAGUGUAUAACCAUGAUUUAGAGAUUUUUUAUUGCUAAGAAAUCUAAUUAAAUAUAUUUACAGUUCAAUAUUUAACUUUCGGGGUAUCCAUUCUGAGUUUAAGAAUAAGUAGAGAUGUUAAAAUGAGUUAGCUCGUUCAACUCAGUUCAGCUCAUAGCGAAUUCAGAUCUUUCAUAAAUUAACUCAGCCCAGUUCAAUUAUUAUAUGAGCUUCGGGAAAACGAUCAAUUCAUACAUCAACAGCGGGACGCGGUCCCAAUCAAUACAUGAACUCUGGACCUGUGCAAAAACAUACAUCAACAACAUUUUUUAUUCAAAAUUCAUACAUCAACUAACACUCUUAGGUCAAAACAUACAUGAAUCGUGUUUCCGUUAACUUUAUUCGGUGUAUUUGUGGAGUUAACGUGAUUAUGUGGAUUAAACGAAUUUAUUACGUGGAUUAUUGGACUGAGAGUAAUAGAAAACGACAUCAUUGUGGUCUUUUGAAAACGGCUUCAUUUUGUGUUUUCUGAAACAAAAUCCUCACUUUCUUCGUCGAACCCGCGAUAAAAGAAAAAGGAAUCAGAGUUCGAGAGAGAGAGAGAGGAGAGUAAAACGUGAUUGAGAGAGAAGAAUCAGAGUUUCCUUACCACCUAAUUUUGUAAUUUUUCUCUCUCAAUCACAUUCCCAUAUACUCAGCAUACUCAUUUUUACACCCCUGAAUCGGGUUUAGUUAUAAUAUUUUGUAUUUCAGGUAGAUUUUAUAAUUUUAUAAUACUUAUUUGUAACAAGUGGUAAUAAUCUUUUGGGGUUCAGCAAGUUGUUGGUUCAAAGUUUGAUUACCGUUGGAAACUAAAUUAUUAAUAUUAGCCUAAUGUGAAUUUGGAUUUCGGUUUAAGUAGUUAAUAUGGUGGACAAUAACAGACGAUGGUCUAUCUCCUUAUAUUAGUCGAAAGGUAUUCCAAAUUUUGAUCAAGUAGUUUGGUUAGUUUCCGGAUAAAUCCCGUUUAACACUAAAUACAUUUCUCUUAAAAUCGACCGGAUCAGCCGACAUAAUAUAUUAAAAAAUAUUUAUUUGGAACCGAACUCAUUUUAGACUCUGGUUAAUAACAUAUGAAGUGGUCAAGUAUUUGAAAUAUAUAACUAAGUUUGACCCAAAAAAACAUACACGAAA